Molecule: messenger RNA, 1590 nt
Organism: Ziziphus jujuba (common jujube)
Lineage: Eukaryota; Viridiplantae; Streptophyta; Magnoliopsida; Rosales; Rhamnaceae
Product: patatin-like protein 2
Exons: 3
Coding region: 1057-1371 (104 amino acids)
Molecular function (GO): glycerophospholipase activity; monoacylglycerol lipase activity
Source: RefSeq, a predicted model, not a curated record
CUAGGAUUGCAGACUACUUUGACUAUAUUGCAGGGACAAGCCACGAGGCCUAAUAACAGCCAUGCUUACCACACCAAAUGAAAACAACCGGCCUAUAUUUUCUGCUAAAGAAAUUAUUGACUUCUAUCUUCAAAAGAGUUAUCUCAUAUUUCCCCAUGAAUCAGAAGUUGGACGCAUCAGUGUCCCAGCGUAAGUCAAAGAGAACCAUACGGUUUAUAACAUAAAAACCAAUCUAGUUAUUUACUGGUUCGAAGAAAACUUAAGAAAAAUAAGUUGACUUUAUAUAAACCUUGGCAGGACCAUCUCAUGGUAUGACCCACUAGUAGAUUGGAUCAAACCAGUAUGGAAUAGUUUCGAAAAAGAAGUACUUCGUCCCCAAUACGAUGGUGAUUCUCUGCAUAACUUGAUCAAAAAUUCAGUUAAAGACAAAAGGCUUCAUGAGACCCUAACCAAUGUGAUAAUUCCAACUUUUGAUAUCAAGAAUCUUCAGCCUGUCACCUUCUCCACUUUAAAGGUCCUUUUUCUGUCCACUUUGUAUAUAACUAUUUCAGUACCAUAAUGUUCCAAAGAAUUGUUAAUUGGAGAACAUUUGAAUAACUGUAGGCUAAACGUGAUGAAUCAGAAGAUGCUUUGCAGUCAGAUAUCUGUAUUGGAACAUCUGCAGCUCCUUACUACCUUCCUGCAUAUUAUUUUGAAAACAACUCAUCAAAAAUAAGUAAGAGCUUCAACCUCAUUGAUGGUGGUGUUGCAGCCAAUAAUCCUGUACUCUUUCAACUCUAAUAUAAAAUUUUCAGUCAUUGAUGCAAUUUCCUAGAUUGACAUAAUUAUAAUCAUGUUACCUGAUUUAUCUUACUUUGUUUUAACUUUCCAAAACUUCCAGACUUUAUUAGCAAUUUGUGAGGUGAUGAGGGAUAUGUCCCAAAAAAGCAAUUCUUCAUGCUUGAAGUCCAUUGGCUAUAGUAGGUUUCUUAUCCUAUCCCUCGUACUGGAUCGUCUAAAAGGGAUGCAAAGUUGGAGGUUGGAGAUCCAAAAAGUUGGGGACUCUACAAUUGGUUCAUGGGGCCAGGUGGUACUACGAUGGAUGUUUUUACCACUGCAAUGGAUGAUAUGGUUGACAUCUACAUGUCCAUUUUCCAUAUCCUCUGUGGCUUCAUGGACAACUAUCUUCGUAUCCAGGAUGAUAGCCUGAAAUAUACCGAGGCCUCAACAGACAACUCAAAGGUAGGAAACCUAAAGAACCUUAAGAGGAUCGGUAAUGAGCUACCGAAAAAACCUGCUUCAGCUGUGAACUUUGAAACUGGUUUAUAUGAACCAAUUCAAGGCAAAGGAACGAAUGAAGAAGCGCUCAUCAAGUUUGCCAAAAGAUUAUAGGAUGAAAAGAAGAAGCGCACUGCCUAGAUUGUCUCCAUAGAUGAUAUGAUGUUUGAUUCAAAUAAUGUUUGCUUCUAGCUACUGCCUGCUCUUCACCAGAGUAUAUGUAUAAAUAAGUACUGGUUAUGGAAGAUGAAUGUAGACAUCGUAUUAGAAAUUAUAUGACAAUAAAACAUGGUAUUUUGUAACCAGUAUAUGUGAAUAAAUAAAUACUGGUAU